Molecule: messenger RNA, 762 nt
Organism: Rotaria sp. Silwood2
Lineage: Eukaryota; Metazoa; Rotifera; Eurotatoria; Philodinida; Philodinidae
Source: the annotation of a GenBank genome assembly
AUGAGAUAUGAAUGCAAUGAACCAACAAAAUGUCGUAUAUGUCUUGAUAAAUAUGAAGAAAAUGUUAAGCACCGAUGUCAAGGAUCACCAAAGUGUGCACAAUGUGACAAAGAUCACUGGUCAUUAGAUAAUAAAUGUGAAAUCAUUCGUCAAUAUCGACAAGAUCUUAAAUCUGCAGUUGAAGCGGCAGUGACAAACGGGAAACUGCAACGAAUUUCCACACGUGAUAUAAAAAAACCCUUCAUAAACAAAGUCGAGGACUUUCCAGUUCUUGUGCAUUCCACGCAGGAACAGAUACCACCUGCAUGGAAUAUCCAGAAAAAAGAAAAUAUCGAACUGUUGAACGAACUUCAAAAGAUUAAUGGAUCUAUGAAUGGUAUACGUGAUGACAUUGAAACACUUGGAAAAAAAUUAAUCGAAGAGAACGAUAAACGAUUAGCUCAAGAUAAAUUAAUCCAUCAACAACAACAAAAUAUUGUACUAGUUAUCAAUCAAUUUCAAAUUAUUAUCAAAUCAUUAACAGAAGCUCUGCCUGAACUUGAUAAUAAGGUUAAAAAAAAGAUAGAGAAGCAAGUGAAAACAUUAACUGACAUUGGGAAGAAAAUUUCAUCAAAUGAAGUCAUUAUUCAUUCCAAAGAACAAACAUCACCGCAUCAAAUUCAAACAAAUACAGAAAUAACAUCAUCAACAACAACUGAUAUUGGUAGAGGUAAUGAAAAUGAAAAAUUAAAUAUGUCAAUAGAGACAAUCAAUAAUGACUAA